CCUCGUGUGUGUUUGUGGUGUUGUAUGUUACGCUGUCUCCAGGAAGGAUUCUUCUUCUUUCACAAAAUCCGCUCUCUCUCAAAAUCUGUCUUCGAGUGUGAUUUGUGAAUGUGUGAUUGAAUUUCGCUUUCAUUAGCCGGAGAUCGACAGGAAUUGACGCGACUGAGUUUUACGAUACUCAAUUUUACGUUUCCGGUACCGAAAUUGGGUGGCGUUAUGUGAAUGAUCAAGGGAGAACCAUUGCUAUGGUUCCUAAGGAACAACACAUAGGCGGUCAUAUUGAUUAUAAGAUGCAGAGAAUUGAAGAAUCCUCAACAGUUGUUCGUCACACUACUAGGAGAAGGGUUCGGAAGAUCCUGCAAUGUGAAAAUCAUUUGCUCAAGUCAAAGAGGGGAAAAAGGCGAAUGAAUAAAUCAUACCCUGUUAAGAUAAAAACUUCAUCCAAGAAAAUAAAGUUAACCCGAGAACUGGAAUUCCCAAUGGAGGGCAUGGUAAUUCCAAAGAAACGUAGGAGUGCCUUGAGCAUAAAAAAGUGUCUUACUGAUGUAGAAAUGGAUAAAAAGGAAGAUACCACAAUGACCCAAAGAAGCUUAGACGAGAAAUUGUUGAAUCUUCAUGGUUCCAUGACUACUUCCUCGUGUUCUUCUUCUUCUUCGUCUUCUUCUUCUUGUUUGUCACUUUUUGUGUAUAGUAGAGGCUUUGAUAGUGGUCACAAACGCAGGGUGAGAAAUGUCAAGGUUAAAAAAGACAAUCAUCGAAAGUGUCAUCAGUGCAUGAGAAGUGGAAGAAAACCUGUUGUUGUUUGCAAAAACUGUGAAAAAAAAGUAUAUUGUACUCAAUGUAUCCAACAAUGGUAUCCUCGGAUGUCUGUAAAAGACAUUUCGAAGUUAUGCCCAUUUUGUAGUAAAAAUUGCAACUGCAACAUGUGUUUGCAUUCUAGUGGGUUGAUUAAGACAUUGAAGAGGGACAUUAGCCGUAGUAAAAAAGAGAGACAUUUGCAUCACUUCAUCAAAUCAUUGCUUCCAUUUCUAAAACAAAUAUGUGAAGAGCAAGCAAUGGAGACACGUACAGAAUCUGCCAUAAGAGGGAUAUCACAUGCAAACUUUGAGAUUCCACAGACGGUUUGUUAUAAUGAUGAACGGGUCUACUGCGAUUAUUGUGCAACUUCAAUUGUUGACCUACAUCGCAGUUGUCCGAAAUGUUCUUAUGAACUCUGUCUCAGAUGUUGUCAAGAAAUUCGAGAAAGGGGUUUUUCAACUCGUGCUGAACUAACGUUCCAAUAUGUGAACAGAGGCUUCGACUAUAUGCAUGGUGGAGAUCCUCUAGCAAAUUAUUGUCACUCUGAAAGUGCUCAAAUUUAUAUUGAGCCAGUGAUGUGGAAUGCUGAGAAUGAUGGAAGCAUCACCUGUGCCCCUAAGGAGCUGGAUGGUUGUGGGGAUUGUGUGUUGGAGCUCAAAUGUAUUCUACCCUUGGGGUGGAUUUCAAAACUGGAAAAUUCUGCGGAAGUUUUGUUGAGGAAGAGCAGUUCUGGGCAGAGACUCUUAGCUAGCAAAUGUGACGAGGAUGGAAAAGAAAUGUUGCAAAGGGCCGCUUCUCGAAAAUCAUCUAAUGACAACUACUUGUAUUAUCCUACUUGGAGCAGUACUCAAAAGGAUGAAGGGCUUCUGUGUUUUCAAAAGCAUUGGGAUAAAGGUGAGCCAGUUAUAGUUCGUGACGUUCUCGAAGCAACAUCCGGUUUGAGCUGGGAACCGAUGGUCAUGUGGCGUGCAUUAUGUGAAAACAUGGAUCCAUUGACUAGCUCUAAGACGUCCGAAGUGAAGGCUAUUGAUUGCCUAGCUUGUUGUGAGGUGGAGAUAAACACCCGCCAGUUUUUUGAAGGCUACACGGAAGGAAGAAGAUACGUUAACUUGUGGCCUGAGAUGCUAAAGUUGAGAGACUGGCCACCUUCUGACAAGUUUGAAGAUGUUUUGCCCCGCCAUUGUGAUGAAUUUAUCAGUGCAUUGCCAUUUCAAGAGUACAGCAAUCCGAGGGAUGGUGUGCUCAACCUUGCUGUGAAGAUUCCAGCCGGUAUCUUGGAACCAGACAUGGGUCCCAAAACUUAUAUUGCUUACGGUGUUUCGGAAGAGCUAGGAAGAGGGGACUCUGUCACAAAGCUUCACUGUGAUAUGUCAGAUGCAGUGAAUAUACUGACACACACAGCAGAUCCAAAAUUAAGUGAAGAGCAAUGCCUUGCCAUUGAAAGAUUGAAGAAGAAACAUGAAGAACAAGAUGAGAGAGAGCAUCAAAUGCAUGAUUGGUUAAUGCACCCCUCUGAAUGUGAUGAAACACAGAAAAUCUCUGAUGGUGAGAUGGGAUCUAGAUUCUCCAAUUGCUGCAAAGAAGAAAAUCCCGACAAGACCGUCGGUGCUUUGUGGGAUAUUUUUAGAAGGGAGGAUGUUCCCAAGUUAGAGGCCUACCUUAUAAAACAUUGUAAAGAAUUUAGGCACUCAUACUGUUCCCCAGUAUUAAAGGUCUUUCAUCCAAUCCAUGAUCAAUGCUUCUAUCUUAGUUCGAGGCACAAACAACAGCUGAAAGAGGAAUAUGGAGUGGAGCCAUGGACCUUUCACCAAAGGAUUGGAGAGGCUGUAUUUAUUCCGGCGGGGUGUCCACACCAAGUUAGAAAUCUCAAGUCUUGCACGAAAGUGGCUGCGGACUUUGUCUCCCCGGAGAACAUUGGAGAGUGUCUCCGCCUCACUGAAGAGUUCCGUCGACUUCCUGUGAAUCACAGGGCUAGAGAAGACAAGCUUGAGAUUAAGAAAAUGAUAGUUUAUGCGAUUGACAAAGCCAUCGAGGACUUGCAAGCAAUUUUGUACGAACCCAGUAACAAGUAGUUAGAGGAAGUCGCUUCAUCAUGCUUUCUUCUUCAACACCGGAGAUGCCGCUUCAUAAUAAUUUGAUGAUUUAUUGUGCUACUUUGAUUUACUGUGCUGGUGUGCAUUACAAACAAAAGAAAUAAGGAAAAGCAUAGUAGAAAUAAAAAUGUAAACAAUACUCAAAGAUCAAUUCAUUUUCCUUUACAACCACCAUUAACAAAUCUUUUUAGGAA
This is a messenger RNA of Tripterygium wilfordii, 3085 nucleotides long. Its product is annotated as lysine-specific demethylase JMJ25-like. The coding region runs from base 246 to 2870 and encodes 874 amino acids. The transcript is spliced from 13 exons. Gene Ontology annotation, molecular function: chromatin DNA binding; transcription coregulator activity; histone H3K9 demethylase activity. The record is from RefSeq and is a predicted model, not a curated record. Gene Ontology annotation, biological process: regulation of transcription by RNA polymerase II. NCBI's taxonomy places the organism in Eukaryota, Viridiplantae, Streptophyta, Magnoliopsida, Celastrales, Celastraceae. Gene Ontology annotation, cellular component: histone deacetylase complex; chromatin.